This is a messenger RNA of Acanthosepion pharaonis, 3384 nucleotides long. The record is from the annotation of a GenBank genome assembly. NCBI's taxonomy places the organism in Eukaryota, Metazoa, Mollusca, Cephalopoda, Sepiida, Sepiidae.
AUGUUAUUCAUUAUCCUUUCAUUGUCUUUCUUUUGCCUCCUCCCCUUUAUAAGUUCUUUCAUUGACUUUCUUUUGCCUCCUCCCUUUUCUAAUUCUUUUAUUGACUUUCUUUUGCCUCCUCCCCUUUCUAAGUUCUUUCAUUCUUUCUUUUGCCUCCUCCCCUUUCUAAGUUCUUUCAUUGUCUUUCUUUUGCCUCCUCCCUUUUCUAAGUUCUUUCAUUUUCUUUCAUUGACUUUCUUUUGCCUCCUCCCCUUUCUAAGUUCUUUCAUUGUCUUUCUUUUGCCUCCUCCCCUUUCUAAGUUCUUUCAUUUUCUUUCAUUGUCUUUCUUUUUGCCUCCUCCCUUUCUAAGUUCUUUCAUUGUUUUUCUUUUGCCUCCUCCCCUUUCUAAGUUCUUUCAUUUUCUUUCAUUGUCUUUCUUUUGCCUCCUCCCUUUUCUAAGUUCUUUCAUUGACUUUCUUUUGCCUCCUCCCUUUCUAAGUUCUUUCAUUGUCUUUCUUUUGCCUCCUCCUUUUCUAAUUCUUUUCAUUGUCUUUCUCUUUUGCCUCCUCCCUUUUCUAAUUCUUUUCAUUGACUUUUCUUCUUUCUUUUGUUCUUUUCAUUGUCUUUCUUUUGCCUCCCUUCUUUCAUUGUCUUUCUUUUGCCUCCUCCCGUUUCUAAUUCUUUCAUUGUCUUUCUUUUGCCUCCUCCCUUUUCUAAGUUCUUUCAUUGACUUUCUUUUGCCUUUGUUCUUUCAUUGUCUUUCUUUUGCCCCCUUUUCUAAGUUCUUUCAUUGUCUUUCUUUUUGCCUCCUCCCUUUUCUAAGUUCUUUCAUUGUCUUUCUUUUGCCUCCUCCCUUUCUAAUUCUUUCAUUGUUUUCUUUUGCCUCCCCUUUUCUAAGUUCUUUCAUUGUUUUUUCUUUUUGCCUCCUCCCCUUUUCUAAGUUCUUUCAUUGUCUUUCUUUUGCCUCCUCCCUUUCUAAGUUUUUCAUUGUCUUUCUUUUGCCUCCUCCCUUUUCUAAGUUCUUUCAUUGUUUUCUUUUUGCCUCCUCCCUUUCUAAUUCUUUUAUUGUUUUUCUUUUGCCUCCUCCCCUUUCUAAGUUCUUUCAUUGUCUUUCUUUUUGCCUCCUCCCCUUUCUAAUUCUUUCAUUGACUUUCUUUUGCCUCCUCCCCCCUUUCUUAAUUCUUUUCAUUGUCUUUCUUUUGCCUCCUCCCUUUCUAAUUCUUUCAUUGUCUUUUUUUUUGCCUCCUCCCCUUUCUAAGUUCUUUCAUUGUCUUUCUUUUUGCCUCCUCCCUUUUCUAAGUUCUUUCAUUGUCUUUCUUUUGCCUCCUCCGUUUCUAAGUUCUUUCAUUGUCUUUCUUUUGCCUCCUCCCUUUCUUUGUUUUUUAAUUGUUCUUUCAUUUCUUUUCUUUUGCCUCCUCCCUUUUCUAAGUUCUUUCAUUGUCUUUCUUUUUUGCCUCCUCCUUUUUCUAAUUCUUUCAUUGUCUUUCUUUUGCCUCCUCCCUUUUCUAAGUUCUUUUCAUUGUCUUUCUUUUGCCUCCUCCCUUUCUAAGUUCUUUCAUUUCUUUCUUUUGCCUCCUCCCUUUUCUAAGUUCUUUCAUUGUCUUUCUUUUCCCUUUCUAAUUCUUUCAUUGUCUUUCUUUUGCCUCCUCCCUUUUCUAAGUUCUUUUUCAUUGUCUUUUUUUUUUGCCUCCUCCUUUUCUAAGUUUUUCAUUGUCUUUCUUUUGCCUCCUCUUUUUCUAAUUCUUUCAUUGUCUUUCUUUUUGCCUCCUCCCUUUUUCUUUAUUGUUUUUCUUUCUAAUUCUUUCAUUUCUUUCUUUUGCCUCCUCCCUUUUCUAAUUCUUUCAUUGACUUUCUUUUGCCUCCUUUCUAAGUUCUUUUCAUUUCUUUCUUUUGUCUUUCUUUUGUCUUUCUUUUGCCUCCUCCCUUUUCUAAGUUCUUUCAUUGUCUUUCUUUUGCCUCCUCCCUUUUCUAAGUUCUUUCAUUGUUUUUCUUUUUUGCCUCCUCCCUUUCUUUCUUUCAUUUUCUUUCAUUGUUUUUUCUUUUUGCCUCCUCCCUUUUCUAAGUUCUUUUCAUUGUCUUUCUUUUGCCUCCUCCCCUUUCUAAGUUCUUUCUUUCAUUUCUUUUUUUUCUUUCAUUGUUUCCUUUUGCUAAGUUCUUUCUUUUUUUUCAUUUCUUUUCUUUUUUGCCUCCUCCCUUUUCUAAGUUCAUUUUCAUUGUCUUUCUUUUUCCUUUCCUCCCUUUCUUUUCUUUCAUUGUCUUUCUUUUUGUCCUUUUUUCUUUUUGUCUUUCUUUUGCCUCCUCUUUCUAAGUUCUUUCAUUUUCUUUCAUUGUUUUUCUUUUGCCUCCUCCCCUUUCAAAGUUCUUUCAUUGUCUUUCUUUUGCCUCCUCCCUUUUCUAAGUUCUUUCAUUUUCUUUUUCAUUGUUUUUCUUUUGCCUCCUCCCUUUCUAAGUUCUUUCAUUGUUUUUCUUUUUGCCUCCUCCCUUUUCUAAGUUCUUUCAUUGUCUUUCUUUUGCCUCCUCCCUUUCUAAGUUCUUUCAUUGUCUUUCUUUUGCCUCCUCCCUUUUCUAAGUUCUUUCAUUGUUUUCUUUUUGCCUCCUCCUCCCUUUCUAAGUUCUUUCAUUGUCUUUUCUUUUGCCUCCUCCCUUUUCUAAGUUCUUUCUUUUUUCAUUGUUUUUCUUUUUUUCCUCCUCCCCUUUCUAAUUCUUUCAUUGUUUUUCUUUUGCCUCCUCCCCUUUCUAAGUUCUUUCAUUGUUUUCUUUCCUCCCCCUUUCUAAGUUCUUUCAUUUUUCUUUUGCCUCCUCCCUUUUCUAAGUUCUUUCAUUUUCUUUCAUUGUCUUUCUUUUGCCUCCUCCCCUUUCUAAGUUCUUUCAUUGUUUUUCUUUUGCCUCCUCCCUUUUCUAAGUUCUUUUUCAUUGUCUUUCUUUUUCCUCCCUUUUCUAAGUUCUUUCAUUGUCUUUCUUUUUUCCUUAAGUUCUUUCAUUUUCUUUCAUUGUCUUUCUUUUGCCUCCUCCCCUUUCUAAGUUCUUUCUUUCAUUGUCUUUCUUUUGUUCUUUCCUCCUCCUUUUCUAAGUUCUUUCAUUGUCUUUCUUUUGCCUCCUCCCUUUCUAAGUUCUUUCAUUUUCUUUCAUUGUCUUUCUUUUGCCUCCUCCCUUUUCUAAGUUCUUUCAUUGUCUUUCUUUUGCCUCCUCCUCUUUCUAAGUUCUUUCAUUCUUUCUUUUGCCUCCUCCCCUUUCUAAGUUCUUUCAUUGUCUUUCUUUUGCCUCCUCCCCUUUCUAAGUUCUUUCAUUGUUUUUCUUUUGCCUCCUCCCCUUUCUAUUUUCUUUCAUUGUCUUUCUUUUGCCUCCUCCCCUUUCUAAGUUCUUUCUUUUGCUUUCUUUUUUCUAUCAUAACGUCUUAUAUUUAA